This is a messenger RNA of Populus euphratica (Euphrates poplar), 1666 nucleotides long. RefSeq names its product alpha-latrotoxin-Lt1a-like. The record is from RefSeq and is a predicted model, not a curated record. Lineage: Eukaryota; Viridiplantae; Streptophyta; Magnoliopsida; Malpighiales; Salicaceae. Gene Ontology annotation, molecular function: protein binding. Gene Ontology annotation, cellular component: plasma membrane. The coding region runs from base 22 to 1368 and encodes 448 amino acids. The transcript is spliced from 2 exons.
AGGUCACUGCAUCAUCAUACAAUGGAUACAAGGCUGUUUGAGGCUGCUCAAACAGGAAACAUUGAUUAUUUGCAGCAGUUGCUGGCAGAAAAUCCAUUUAUCCUCAACAACACACAGUUAUCUGCCGAGAAUCCCUUGAACAUUGCUGCUGCUAUGGGGCACGUUGACUUUGUGAAGGAGAUUAUAAGGUUGAAACCAGUUUUUGCCAGAGAAGUGAAUCAAGAAGGCUUUAGUCCUAUGCAUAUAGCUGCAGAUAAUGGCCAGGUUGAGAUAGUGAAGGAGAUAAUGGAAGUCGACAUCAAACUCUGCCGAUUAGAGGGAAGACAGAAAAUGACUCCUUUUCACCACGCUGCUAUCAGAGGGAGGGCUGAGGUGAUCGGUCUAAUGCUUUCGGGUUGUCCUGAUUGUAUCGAAGAUGAGACUGAACGAAGGGAGACUGCUUUGCACCUUGCAGUCAGGAAUAACAGAUUUGAAGCAAUCAAGAAGUUGGUGGAUUGGAUCAGAGAAAUGAACAAGGAAUACUUGCUGAACAUGAAGGAUGAACAAGGGAAUACAGUUUUUCACCUUGCAAGCUGGAAGAAACAACGUCGGGUGAUAGAAAUAUUUCUUGGAGGUGGAUCUGUAAGUACAGGCUUGUUGGAAGUGAAUGCCAUUAACCAUACUGGCAUCACCGCCCUCGACGUGAUACUACUUUUCCCAAGCGAAGCAGGGGAUAGAGAAAUUGUUGAGAUCCUUCGAAGUGCUGGAGCAAUGAGAGCAAGAGAUACUGUCCCCUCUACUGUUACCAACACCCAAACCUCUACCGACAACCCCUCAACACCAGAGAGAUGCUGGUCAAACCGAGAUAACUUUGUAGAGUACUUCAAGUUUAAGAAGGAUAGGGAUUCACCAAGCGAAGCUCGCGGUGCACUACUAGUUAUAGCUGUUUUGGUUGCAACUGCAACGUUUCAAGUUGGAGUCGGCCCUCCAGGAGGUGUUUGGCAAGAUACAAACAUACCUGACCAAAAAAAUAUUACCAGCAGUAACACUGCACACUUUGCAGGUCAGUCCAUUAUGGCUACCACAAACACAGUUGGUUUUAUGCUGUUUGUGUUUUUCAACUCAGUUGGAUUUUCCAUGUCUCUUUACAUGCUCUAUGUCCUCACAAGUAAAUUCCCCUUGCAAUUUGAGCUUCAAAUAUGUCUGCUUGCUAUGUAUUGUACUUAUGGCACUGCAUUAUCAUGCAUUGUGCCAUCCAACCUCUAUCUAUUUGUUCAGUUAACCACAACAAUAUUGUCAUCAACUAUGUCUGCUUUGGCUCGAUCUGUACGCCCACUUACAAGAAUGCUCAGAAAAUCUUUCAAGGACUUCACUCAUAGAGUUGUCUGAAAGUGGAUGGAUGCAGAGUAGGUGGUGGUGUUCAUAUAUAUCAUCAGAUAAGCUACAGCCUAACCGGGGAACAGGAGCAGCAUGGAGUAUCAAAGAUACCUUCCCAGAUUAGUUAUAGCUGUUAAUCUGUUAACCAACUUGCCAUUAUUCCAUGUAUCAAUCCUUGGAGCAAAUAGCAGAAGAGUCCCGUGCCGAUACCUUUUCACAAGGUAAGAAAUUGUUGGCCAGCUACAUUGGCAGCAUACAAAACCAAUGUAUAGAACCUGUUUGGUGAUUAAAUAUAUGUUUUUUUUUCUUU